Geodia barretti is the source of this 177-nucleotide messenger RNA. The record is from the annotation of a GenBank genome assembly. NCBI's taxonomy places the organism in Eukaryota, Metazoa, Porifera, Demospongiae, Tetractinellida, Geodiidae.
AUGGGUGUGCCAAAACGCAAGACAUCAAGGUCGCGUCGUGACAAGCGGCGCAAUCAUCAACGCUUGCACGUGCCGAGCUUGAGCACCUGCCCUCAAUGCGGCGCGGCGCAGCUUCCCCAUCGCAUUUGCCCAAGUUGCGGGUUCUAUAAAGAACGCGAGAUCAUUGCCGCACAAUAG